This is a messenger RNA of Chroicocephalus ridibundus (black-headed gull), 8883 nucleotides long. It is a transcript of the gene TASOR2, whose product is annotated as transcription activation suppressor family member 2. NCBI's taxonomy places the organism in Eukaryota, Metazoa, Chordata, Aves, Charadriiformes, Laridae. Gene Ontology annotation, cellular component: nucleoplasm. The record is from RefSeq and is a predicted model, not a curated record. The transcript has 24 exons. The coding region runs from base 205 to 8085 and encodes 2626 amino acids. Gene Ontology annotation, biological process: negative regulation of gene expression, epigenetic.
UUCACUUCCUGGGGCCGGCGGAUGGCGGCGGUCCGCUGUUCGCCCGCCCCGCGUCGCCUGAGCCUGCCGGCCCGCCCGGCCCGGUAGCGCCGCACCCUCCCGGGGCCCCGCCGGGAGCGGAGCCGCGCCGAGGGCCGGGCCGGGCGGCAUGUGGGCGGCGUGAGGGCCGGCGCGGCGGGGAACGGCGAGGAAGGAGGCUCGGCCAUGGGGGAGCGGCGGGCCGAGGAGACCGGCGGGCCGGGCACGGGUUUUCAUCCAGAGGCAGAAGAGUCAAGUUCCCUUUUGGAGACAGCGGUUUCGGUGCUGCAGAGCUCCUACUUGGACUCUACAUCUCAGGACGGUUUUCAGUACAGCCAAGCAAUUCUGGUGGAAAACGAUGUUUUUCUAAGUGAGCUCAAAGCUUUUGCCCAAGCAAAGGAAGCCGCUGGGUACAGCCAGGAGGAGCUGGAGGAGACCUUUGCAUUUCUCCUGUUUGAUAAUGAAGAAGAGGCAAAAGAGGUGUGUCAGACAGGCCUCCGUGUAAACAGCAGUUCUAUUUCCAUGCUCGGUGACCCAGCAAAAGGGGUUUAUAUUUCCAAGUAUGCGGAUUGUCUUCAUCCAAGACCCUGGUAUCAUGGAAAAUCAGGCUAUAUUGUCAUUUUUAAGCUAAUUAAGGGGAAGGUCAAGGUGGUAUCUGAAAAUUACACAACCAGCUACACCUGCCCAUCUCCUGGCUAUGACUGCCACGUCGCCGUGAGCAGAAACAACACACCAUCAAAGACCAGCCACUGCCAGGCCUUCGAGCAGAGCCAGUAUUACGUGUACGAAGUGUCCGAUGGCAGCACUGCCGAGCGGCCCAGGCAGAUCUGCCCGUACAUAAUCAUCGCUUGCCAGUACAGGCAGCCGAAGGAAAUGCCCGUCUUAGCUAUAGAGAGCCUACCUGAGCUUAAUCACAAAGCAUUGUACUGUCCGUGGAGGGGGCAGCUCUCCAUCCGGGGCCAGCUCUUGUGCAACAUCGCCCUGAGGACCCCAUACAGCUCCACGAUUCCAGCCCAGCUGCCUCCCAACCUGGACAUUAACCAUGUCAUGGGUUUGUCCGACUUGAAGAAAAAGCUACCAGAAGCUGCGUUUGGAAAAAGAAAUUACAUUGAGAAUGAAGUCUGCUUUCAGGGUGUUUACUUCAGUCUGUAUGAAGUAGAAAUAUCAAAUAAGGAUCAAUAUAAAAUGGACCAGUUAGUAGAAAAUCUAAAGGAAAAUGACUUGGCAAUCAUCAAAUAUUUACAAGAUCAAGGAUUCCUUAUCCUCCUCACGUCCUCUGCCUUGGCACGAGAUGAUGGGUUUGACCCCAAGGAGCCCGUCAGCCUCCUGGCCCUGUUUCUGUUCACCUCGUCCCGGUCGGUGUGCCUGAGAGUUGAAAAGCACGAUCCAAAAGAUGAAAGGGAAGAUAGUGACAAUAGUGACGUCUCAUUGAAAAUAGCCUCAGUUUUGCCUGGACUUCGCUAUGCCUUACAGAAAGCCACCAGUUCUUCGUGGGGGGACACAGUCAGUACCAGCGUACGUAUCAAACAGCACCUCCAGGAAUACACAAAGCUUGAUCAAAACCCACAGCGUGCCGCUGGCCAAACCAGCGAAGUUCCCCUUCCUUCUCUCCUCUCACCAACCGAGGAUGAAUGUACUAAUCCCUUCAAAAAACGGUCAGAGCAGUCCUUGUCCCAGCUGCAGUGUUAUUUCUCCGAUCCCAGCAGCUAUACUCUGGAAACGUCGGCUGCCGUAGGAUGUUUGACUGGUGCUGUUCAGUCUCUUUGCUGCGAUUCACAGGCUAAUUGUAAAGCGGACUUCUCUUCAGCUGUCCCACCGGACCCUCUUCCUCCCAACACAGCAGCGAAAAGUGAAAACCCAAAGCCCACUGUGGGGCUGGACCAGGGUGGUGAAGCGCCCACAAAAGACGUCAACUCAGACAGCAAGCUAUGGGUGCAGCAGAGCAGGAGGAAAUCCUGCCGAGACGUUGGGACCAGCACCAGGUCACCCCCCAAGAUUGGGGACAGCGGAAGGAACAGGAAAGCAACCAAGAAGAAGAAAAUCAACAUGUCUCUCUCUUUUCCUAAAAAGCCAGGCCUCACGGCCAAUUCCAAUGAGCCCAUGCUUAAAUUAGCCAAUUUGCAGUUUCCACACAGAAGGAAAAGAGGUGCGGAGGUCCUGUCUGCGGAAUUUGUGCACAAAACACAGUCUGAAUCUGUUCAGAAGGAAACCUCAGCUCCCGACGAUGCCGGCUUGGAAGCAAAGAGAGCAAAGACGCUGAAGAACCCAGACAUGAAAAAGGUUCCUGUUGCUGAGACCGUCACGAAGCCAGUGAAAAAGUGGAAGGAGCCACUCUCUGUCCUCCCGAGCGAAGUUUCUUCCCAGUGCCACAGCGCGGAUAGCCCAACGAGUGAGAUUUACCCAGGCGGAGUUGCUGAUCUUGGUUUUGGUCUGAAGGGGAAUGACUACGAGUCCCACGCCUUGAACUUGCUGGCUGAUCUGGCUCUGGGUUCUUGUAUUCCUUUGCUUAUCCCCGGGGACAAUGGGAUGAUCACUGUGUCCUGCAGCCCCUCCAGCGACUCUGCAAAGGAGCAGCAGAGUCAUCGCAAGCACAAAUCCUUGCGUGUUGCUUCCGAUCACGAAUACCACAGGGUAGACAAGCUUGCAAAAGGAUCCACCUCUCCUAGCAAAGCAUUACCGAACGAGAAGCUUCCUCUUGCUGAAAAAAUAGACUUAAAUGACUUGGCCUCUAUUCCCAGGGAGAAAAGCCCUGGGAUUUUCAGCAAGAAGAACAGUGCGAGCCCCAGCCCUGCAAAACCCCAAGUGUUGCCUCCAAGAGAGACUCAAGAAGCUGUCGAGGUGAACAAGCACUCCAUCUCUGCCGAGCACUCGUACGCCUCGCAGAUGCCUGAGCACUCAAAGAAACACAUGUAUCCCAGAGGUGGCCCUUACCCUGGACCGGUACCCUCCAGAAAUGGGACGCGGAACGCCCGAGCAGGACCCCUGGUUGGGAAAGUCCUGCCUUUCCGCCACCAGCACAACAGCACCCAUCCACAGCAACCCUUCGAGGCCGUGGCGACGAGGCACAGGAGCAGCCUGCUGUCCCCCAGGCUGAAGGAGAACUUUGCCAAGUCCCACACAGUGAACAUCUGCGGCGAGUCCGUGAAGGUGACGUGCCGUUGGGAGGCAGAGUAUCUCUUCAAUUUGGACAGCAGGUACACCAAUGAUGCCCUGGAGAAAACUGUCAUCCGCGCCCUACAUGGGCCCUGGGACCCGGAUCUGCCCGACGAUGUGGAAGAGAUGAAGCUGAUACUUCAUAUGUGGGUGGCUCUCUUCUACAGCAAACCCAGCAAACUCCUGAGUAGCACAAGGAAGGUGGUGGAGCACAGCAACCCCAAGAAGUACGUCUCAUUAAACAGCACUGGGGACUUUCUUGAGCUGAGUGAUGAUGGUGAGGACUGUUUUGGGUUGGAGACGUGCCCUGCGGACUCUCGGUCAGACCCUGACCAGACUCCCAGCAGCUCUCUGGAUCGCAGCACAGGUUGCCAGGGACGUUUCCGCCCAGAGGAGAGCUCUGCAGACUCUCAGACUGACGCUGAUGGGACGCCUGGUGUUGUCGAUAGUAUGGUAUCGUCUUCUUCAGGAGAGCUGUCGUGUGGGGAGGAGGAGCCUUCUUCCACAAGCUCUCCAGAGAGCCGUUCCCUCACUGAAUGUGCUGAUGAGAGCUUGGCUGUGAAAGACAGGCAGCUGGCAGUCGUUCCUGAGGAGCGUGGGCAUGACGUCUCGACCAUCACUGCGGAGGAGCCGCCCAAGGAAGGACUGUCGGACGCUACGAUCGCCCCCAGCCCUUCCGAUGAGCUUGGUGAUGCUGGCAGGCCCCCAGCUGCACUAAGCAAGGAAAACCUCUGCAACCAAGCCCUGAAUUCCAGUACAGCUCUCUGGAGUGAUGCACCGAGUGCGCUGCGUGGACGUGGAGAGCAGCAGGAGAAGAGGGGGUGGGCACCAGGGUCAGGAGGUGGCCCCAGCCCUCCCAAGGACAGGGAGAGCAUGGGAGACGGUGGGCGCUGUACGGAGGGUGAGGACGGCAGCUGGGCCACCAGCAAUGGACUGCAACGUGCCUGUGAUUCCAUGCCCUUAGAAGCACAUCCCAGAAGUGCAAAGCCUGAUGGAGCCAGUGGGGAAGGGAAGGAAUCACAAGACCCCUUUGAACAUCCAGAAGAAGAGGAGGAAGAGGUGGAGGAGGGAAAAAAAGAGAAAGAGGACCCUGAAUAUGAAAGCACAGUCCUGGGGCCUGUUGAUUCAGCGUUUUCCGAAAGCGGUGAUGCUGAUGUGGAGCAUGAACACAGCGAGCAGAAGCCAGUGAAUUCGGCAUGUCUGAAGGACUUUGACAUUCCUGGAGAGGGCUCUGUGCCCAGCCCUGCUGCUUUAGUGUCCCCCUGCCCAGGCAGAUCAACCCCAGUGCUGUCAGAUGGGACUGGGACUGAGACUGGCCCUGAGGGGCUCCCUGGUGAGAUGGUGCCAAGCCUGGACACGCUGCAAGAGCCCUGGGAGGCUUUGGCCACCCCAGACGCAGAGACAAAUGGUGUUGGUCUGGCGCACGCAGCCAGUCCAGCUCAUAUGGGGUCGCCCUGUGACAGCGGGUUGAUGCUGCCGUUACCAUCUGAUCCGAGGCUGGUGUGUGGGGCACAGCCAGGCAGCAUUACAGGCAACUUGGGACCUGCUGGAGAGACGCUCCGAGACGCCUUGGAGCAGAAAGACAAGGAUCGCUCGCCCUCUGCAGAAAGGUGGGCGCCUGCUGGGAGCAAAGCUGCCGGCACAGCUGGCCUCGAGUCACCAUGUGGCCAGGGACUGUCACUAGCCUUGUCCCCUGACUCCAGCUCUGCCUGCGUGACAUCUCUUGAUGGAGCAACAGAUCCAGGGGCUGUUCCAGAGGACCAGGAGGCCAUGGCAAGCAUCCAGUCUCCAUCGCAGAGUGGCCUGAGAGGGAGCAGCUGCCUUUCCCAAAGGUGCGGAGGCGACGUUUAUGUUGACCUCACUUCGCUGAGCGCUGGUGAAUCAAACCAAGAAGGGAACAAGGUUUUGGUGGAAGAACAGCGUAGCAGCCCUCCUGCCAACCGCGCAGAUGUGCUGGACGCGUCCUGGGGAGCAGGUGAUGGCCAGGGCUUUGCCUUCGACUGUACCGCCUUAGCAGGGGACUCUGAAGCUGGGGAGAGCGAUCAUGUGUUCCUCGGCGCAGAUAAGUUCCCCGGGAGCGACAAAAGGAACCCAGCGAUGGUGGCUAAUGCACUGCAGGAGCCAGAGACCUCUCUUCAUCACCUCGUGGAAUCAGAGCCCUCCUCCUCGGUGGGAGAGGGAGUGUCUGCCGUGAAGGAGCACCCCAGGCAGCAGCAGAGCUUCCCAGAUGGCCCGUCCCCGCCUGUCCACACAGACUCGGCUCCUGCUUCUCCCCCCCAGCAGGACCCUCUCCCCCGUGGCGGAGACGCAAACCCCCCCCACCACUUGUUAGAGCAAAGCGAGUUGGGGUCAGUCCUGUGCCAAAAUGGGAAGCCCUACAAGCGAGUAGGUGCUGCAGAGUUGGCUGCCGAGAGCCUGGAUGGUUCCCUAAAGCCCAGAUGUGCGGAAGAGGUGAAAAAAGACACAGGUCCCUGCUAUGCAGAGCCGGCAGAGAGCUCCCCUGCGGAUGCGCUUGUGCCAGGUAGCCCGAGAUCGACGCCUCCUUCUCCUCACAGCCACAAGGCAGCUCUGCACAGCGUCGAGCCAGACUCGGUCCUCAGUUUGCACCCUGAGACGUGCUCCCCCAGCGUGAGUCUGGCCCCGGACGGUGCCCCAAGGUCCUGCUGCAUGGGACAACUGCCACCGGGCACCUGCUCCGGGUGUGCCAGCCCUGGGGACGUGGUAGGGAGCCAUGAGAAGGAACCCAUCCUGUAUGAGGAUUCGGAAGGAGGAAGCAGCAUCCCUCUUCCCAGUCCUGCGUCUUUUUCAGCAGGGGAGUUGCUCACGCCUCUGUGCGAGCCCCAGUUUAUGUGCAACCGGAGCAAGCAGGAGGCCGAGGGAUCCGAUGCGUUUGCUGAUCUGCAGCAUGCCGGCAUGGAGGUGGGAGAGGGAGAAAUCCCCACUCUCCCCUUCCCGAUGUUGCCGUUAUGCGCACACAGGGAAAUCUGCGGAGAGAGCCUGGAGCUCAGUGACACUGAGGAUAUUUCGGACUUGCUCCCGAGGGCAAAGCAGCUCCCCAGCAGAGACAGACGUGUGGGCUCGACCUCUGAAGAUCUGUUUGAGUUUUUCUCUGGUGACUCAGACCAGGAAUGUUUCGGGGGGACUUCACAGUCCCUGCUUACAGCCACGGGUUCCUACGGCACGAGAUCCGUGGAUGCUGCAGGCACAAGGACUAACUGCGACUCCUCCUCUCCGAGCUCGGUGCACACGGAGGGGUGCAGUGAGGACUGGGGCUCCCUGGGCAUGGAGGGGGGCUCACGGGCUGAGCGUGGCUGGUCGAUCGGCCCGGGGGAAGCCAGCAGCAGGCGUGUUCCACCAUACGUCAAUAUUAGGGACAGCCAGGGGAUCGCCAAGGACUACCGGAACUUUGUGGUCACUAAAAAGUGCCAGGAGAGGAUGGAAAAUUUGCAGUCUUCAAAGAGGUGCAGCCACGGUGCGGGGCAGUCUCAUUUGUUAAGGUCACUGAUGGGGACUUGGAGGGGUUUUGAGGAAAUCACCCAGCACACUUUGGACAUGGAGUGUCUCCGUUUCCAUUAUAAGCUAAAACAAAUCCUAAGGAAUAGGAAACCACCCUUUUCUACCUCCAAAAGCAUCUUUCCAAAAGACUUUUCUCCCCAGGUGAUGUCUGAGACGUUGCCUAGGCGAGAAGCUCCCGCCCCAUUCUCCCUGCGGAGCAGGAGCCCUUUGCAGGUGACGAUCCUGCCCUCCGACACGUGGCCGAGCGGGCUCGGCUGGCACCGGCAGAGCGGCCGGCAUGGGGACCCAUCUGCCCCAUGGCAGGACACCCUCUGCCACGAGAGGAGCAGGGCCAGAUCCCGAACCGCGAGCCAGGGCCACGCGGCUCCCUUCCACCUCAACAAGCUCAAAUACGGUAAUAAGCUAAAGGACUCACGGGGGGACAUCGCCGUCAUCCUCGACGAGUACGCUGAGUUCCACAGGGUGAUGCUGAGCAGGGCUGACACGGGGAGCGAGGGCGGAGGGACGGUCCCAGCGCCCGGGGAGGCCACGAGCGAGUGGACGUGCGCGUCCCUCCCUGGGAGGAUGGCCGCCUUCGAGGAGAUGAUCGCCGACCUGUGCAGCACGCUGCAUUUUCGCCUGCGCAGCGUGGCCAAGGAGGCCUGCGGCCGCGCCGGCAUGUUCUACCUGGUGGAGACGGACAAGGACCCUUUCUUUGCAAGAGUGAAGACCUUGCUGAAGAAAGACGGUUGCGUGGAGAUCAAACCUCCGAGAUUCUGCGAAGCGAAACACGAAGCGGACGACGACAGGCUGCUUGUCGUCAUCAGGAACAAGGACAUUUCCUCCCACAUCCACAACGUCCCGUGCUUGCUGAAGCUAAAGCAGUGUCCGAACGUGGUGUUUGCCGGAGUGGACAGCCCCGAAGAUGUAACAGCUCACACGUACCAGGAGCUGUUUCAUGCCGGUGGCUUCGUGGUGUCGGACGAGGAGGUGUUGGAAACGGUAACGCUGGGCCAACUGAAAGAGGUGGUGAAGGUGCUGGAGAAGCUGAACAGAAGCGGGAGGUGGAAGUGGCUCCUUCACUACAAGGAGAGCAAGAAGCUCAGAGAAGACGUCAGGGUGGACGCCAACGCCCGCAAGAAGCGCUUAAUCCUCAAAUCGUGCCAAGGGGCUGAUCUCAUCGAGGUGCUGCAUUACCACGCCUGCGACUCCGGGUCCUCCCCCGAAUCCCAGUCCGUCAACUGCUUGUUGAACCUGCAGGUUCAGCGCGUCAGCGCCAGGUUCGCCGUGUAUCUCACAGAGAAGUCCAGCGUCAGCAGGGAGGUCCUCGAAAGCAAAGGAAUCCUCGUGGCUGAUGUCAACACCUUCCUUAGGACGAUGCAGAAAGUGGCUUCCCCGUUUAGAAGAAGCUACUGGUGACGAAGCGAAACCGCAGCACAGCUCCUCCCCGGGCCCCGCGGCGCCGGUUUGGGCAUCCCGGUCCUCUGCGGGACAGCCCCGACAUCCCAGUGGAUUCCCGGUGCCGCACACAGGAGCCGUGCGCAGGGGAAGGUUGGCUCUAGUUCUGUAUGUAUGUAGAAAUUAUUUAACGAUGGCUAAUGCAAAUCCUCCCGGGGAUUUCCUCCCUGCCAUCGACUUGCGUAUAGGACGGAGGUUAUUUUAACAUUACACAGUUUUAAAUUAUUGGAGUUUUUUUCAAGUGCUUAGUGCAGCUGACAUUGGAAAAAACAGGAACAAUAGAUUUAAAAAAAAAAAAAAAAAGCCGUUUACUUGAAGGUUAGGAACGGUACGAGUCCACAAUGAUAAAAGCAUUUUCCACGGGGCUGUUGCUGUACACGCUGUACAGGCCGCCUGCGGUAGCCGCGGGGGUGGGUGUACAUUUUUAACAGGUGUUGGCCACCGUCGCCCGAGUGCCAGCGAGCCCGCGGCCGCCGCUCCACACUACGUUCCAAGUCGCCCCUGUUGCCUCUUGGUACCGGUUCACUGCUGGGACCCGAGCGCGUUGCAGCACGUGGAAAGUCUUGUAAAUAGCCAGACAACAGGAGCCAGGAACAAAAAAGCUCUUUAUUUAUGGUAGCUCUGACAAACAUGCCGGGGGGGGACGACAACAAAAUGCCGCAGUUCAGACCUGUGUAAGAGCCCCUACCUAUGGAUGUGGAGGACAGGGUUGUCCUCGUUUCUUUUUUUUUUUUUUAAUAAAAGAAUGCAAGAACAUUA